Molecule: messenger RNA, 3429 nt
Organism: Tilletiopsis washingtonensis
Lineage: Eukaryota; Fungi; Basidiomycota; Exobasidiomycetes; Entylomatales
Exons: 3
Coding region: 98-3040 (980 amino acids)
Source: RefSeq, a predicted model, not a curated record
UAGCCGCAUGUGCAUGAGCCCAUAGUUCGUCCGCACGAGGAGCCACGCUUCCUCCGUCGCGUUGACCUGUCCUUUGCACCGCCUCGCAGCAGACGUCAUGAGCGGAACCGAGCACCACGAGGCUGCACAGUCCGCGGGCUCCGCUAGCACUGGCCCGCUGCCGUCUCCAGCGGCCACGCGGCGCCAGUCUGCGCCACGGCUCGUAGCACCGCUGCACGUCGCCAGCGCACGCAGCCGCAACAGUCCUCGUGCUCUUUCGAGCCCACUCAGCGACGACGGUUCUCUUGCGCUGUCUGGGUCGGGCUCAGGCUCGGCGUCGCUGCCUGCUGGCUCGGAUGCGGCGUCGCUCGGGGCCUCGCGCCCGUCGCCUGAGCCCGAGCGGCGCAUCCCGGUGUACGUGCGCCUCGUGCCGCGCGACCUCUGGCUGCGCAUGCACAUUGACCUGCGCAGUACCAUGGGCGCCGUCAAGGAUGCCGUUCUGGACCGCGCCGGCGUGCCGCAUGCCGAUCCGACGCUGAGUCCGCACUUCUUCGAGGAAGUCACCGGGGCCGCCGCGGCCGGGACCGCGACGAAGAACGGCGUCGUGAUCCCGGCAGACCCGGGCGUGCUGCCCAAGGUAUUCAUCGCGCGCAAGGCCGGCUACUCCGGCUCUUCAGAUGCGCCAGACAUCGCCUCGCUCGCAGAUCUCGCCGUCUCCGCCGAGUCGGCCAGUGCGCGGCAACGUGCCAAGGCAGCGUCUGCGGCGUCGGCUGCGCGCGCCAUCCUGGGCGGCGAUCCCGGCCGCGGUGGCCCUGGCAGGCUCGGGCCCGUGGGUGUGAGCAUGUCAUCGUCGCUCUCGACGUCAAGCGCAGAUUCCUCCAACCUGCUGCCGCAAAGCAAGGCGGUGGGCAAGCGGGCAGCCUCGCCGCGCUCGUUCGAGAGGCCAGCCAUGGUGUCGAGGGCAUCCUCGCCGAUGGUAGACACACUGGGUGUCAGCUCAGUCACGACUGCGCACCGCACUCCACGACCAAUGGCCAGCUUCUCCGCGCUCGGCGCGGCUACAGCAAAGGACGGGCCCUCCUCGAGUCACUCCCAGACGAAUCUGGCGAGCCUGCCCGGCAGCCCGGCAAGCGUGCAGACGUCUCGCAAUGCGGCAGCUGGCUCUUCAAGCCCUACACCGCAACGCGCGACGGAUCCGCGCGCAUCAUCGCUGGUCACGCUCGGCGGCUCGCCCGCGCUUCCAGCAGCUCGCUCUGCGUACCUCGACUACACACAGCACGGUCUUCCGGGCAACGUCGAGGCGCUACGGCUCGAGCAGGAGGCGCUCGCACGCUCUCGCGCGCCGCUCCACGUUGCUCCCGCCAUGACUGCCUCGACUAGUGUUGCCAGCACGUCUACAAGCACAGAUGCCAGCCUGCGCAGCCCAUCGUCGGAAGAGGGCAUGCGUCUUGUACGCCUGAGUGCUGCUGCAAAGCUGCGCCAGGCCGGCGUGCGAUCGCCGUUCGACUCGGAGGAAGAGGAUCCGCUGGAGGGCUCCACCAGCGAGGAGGAGGAUCUGUGGAGCGUGGCCGAAGGAGGCACUGGCGCGGCAGACGAGGACGAUUCACGCUCUUCCAUCUCCAUGUCCUCGUGCAACGACGGGGACGGACUGCGCACGCGCGACGAGUCCGUGCUCUGGGGCACGCAGCUGGAGGAGGCGAUGGAGCGGCGUGCUGCUGAGCAAGCAGCCGAUGCAGCAGGAGCUUCGCGCGAGCAGCUUGCGCACCUGCAAGUGGAUGCAGUCCGCCGCUCCAGCACCGCGACGGGUCAGUCCUCGACAUCCAGCAACUCGGGUCGGCACAAGGCGUCUUCGGAACGCAUGCGCUCAGGCACCAUUACCGCCGCAAGCGCUCUUGCUGCGCGUGGCGGGCCAAUUGCUCUGCCCGAAGAGCAAGACGCGCCCACGCCUCACUCUGCAAAGGUGCCAGUCCCGGUACGCAGCUCGAGCGCGGGCUUGUCCGAGCCCUCCUCGCUGCCAUGCGGCGACGGCGGCGAGCCUGCCUCUCUGGACAGCGUAAUCAGCCUUAACGCCGCAGCAUCGGUCGAGCCGAGCUCCAUGCCCGAGCCGGCCAAGGCGCUCCUACGCGGUGGGCGCAUCGCCGGCAUCCAGCUCGACGAGAUCUCGGCUUGGGACAAGGCGACGCAUCCGCUCUCGUCUCGCUUCUCCGUCUACUCCUUUGCAAACGGCCACCUGAUGGAGGACUGGCGCACAGUCGCUGCCUUCCGUCUGCGACCAUUCGAGCUGCUCGAAGUGCAGUUGGCACGCCCGCGCGAUCGUAUUCACCUGCCGCGCACGGGCGAGGCGAACAUGGCCAUCAUGUCCGAGGAGGCCGUCUCGCGCAGAAAGCGUGCCGAGACGGCAUCGAACGCAGUCGUCGCGGCGGCUGCAGCGAGUGGUGCUACGGGCGCCGCUCUUUUGCGUGCCGCACCGACGUCUGCGCCAGCGCCCAAUGCGAACCCGGCGCUCGACGAGCGCUACGUCGAGCCGUUCAGCGAGGGCUGGUACUAUGUCCUGAAGCCCGGCAGCGGCUCGUCCAAGGCGCAAAAGGCAGGUCUGGGCAUGUGGAAGCUGCGCUGGGUCGUCAUCCGCGGCUGGUCGCUGUCGAUUUUUCGCCAAGCCCCCACGCGCUCCUACCUCGGCACGUCCAACGGCGUGUCCUCGUGGCACCUCAGCGCUAUCAAGUGGGCUGCGACCGAGCGCGCCGACGGCGCCACCAACCCGCCGUCGGCUGGCCGACAGCUGGCGAGCGAGAGCAUCACGAUUGCAUUCAGCACCGCCGUCGUGUCGGACUACAGCAUCGACGAGGCUGAGUUCGCCGGGCGCAGCAGCGUGACGCUGCGUGCGCUCUCCGAGUAUGACCACCGCGCGCUGUUCAACAUUGUCGCACGCGCAUGCUGCCGACACAGCGGCAGCGCCCCGGAUGCGGAGACCGGGCUCGACAUCGAAGCCUGGCGCCGGCGUGCGAUCGCUCGCGCAACCAUCGCCGCAGCCCGAUGCAAUCCAGUCCGUCGAGGUCGCUGAUCCGCAUGCGCGGCUUCUCGCUCUCGCGCAACGGCCGCCAGCAAGCCUCGGUCGACCACGCCGACUCAUCGAGCAACUACUCGCCCUCCGGCACGCCGGCGGGCUCGCCAGCGCGCCCGAUGCGCAACUCUGGCGGCCCGCUGCCGCGCCCGCGCGGCGAGAGCCUCAGCGCGGGCAGGUCCGGCUCCCUGACGUCUCCGUGGACUGGCGUGCAGGCACGAGACUUUGCCCACGCCGGCGCCUCGGCGACCAACUCUCCGCCUGCCCUGCCUGUUAUGCCGCCUCACGCCGGCGCCGAGCGUAGGCAGCAGCAGAAGCCCGAGGCGCCUCCGAGUGGCCCCGGCACGCGGGCACGCUCUCACACCGUGGGCCUGUCGCCGAGCGCUUCC